This is a messenger RNA of Rhodofomes roseus, 3220 nucleotides long. RefSeq lists its product as uncharacterized. The transcript is spliced from 7 exons. NCBI's taxonomy places the organism in Eukaryota, Fungi, Basidiomycota, Agaricomycetes, Polyporales, Fomitopsidaceae. The record is from RefSeq and is a predicted model, not a curated record. The annotation marks the transcript as partial.
AUGCUCGUGGGUCCCUGGAAGGUGCGCUGUGCUCUCUCUGAUCUUUUCCCCUCAUCCGCGUCUGCGCACUUCACAGGUCAAGCUGUGGCCGGGCCGUCGUCGACGGAACAGGAGAUCGACCGAGCCCUGGAAGACCUGGGUGAGGAUGCGUCGGAGAUUCUCGAGAUGCAGACGGCCGCGCAGGAGAUAUACCUGGAGUACUCGCGCCAGAUGUCGCAGGCCAUGUAUGGGUAUGCGCUGUUACCGACGCUGGACAUGUUCCAGACGGAGUGUAACUUGGUAAGUGUCCAUAAAACGUUCAGCACGCGGUCCCUGGACACUCAAAACGUCGACGCAUUGGUUGCGAACUUCAACACGAGUACGUACCAAAAUCUACUGCAUCCCCAUCGGGUUGAGGUUGCGAUUGCCGAGGAGGCGUUCGACUUCCCCGCGAACCAAGACUGGCACCAUCCCGAACAACUGCCGUGGGUGAAGCUCAAGCCACGGGAGCUCGGCGCGGGGGAGCACAGCGACGCGCCGCGAACACACGCCGCGUACACGCUCAUCGGGCAGCAUCGGAUCGAGGCGAGCAAGCAGAUGCUCCAGUCGUACGUGGAGACCAUGGCGAAAACCGAUGCGGAGCUCGCCGCGAUAGGAGAGAACAGUCCGAGGUCGAAGGGGUUGCGCACGAAGCGCGAAAAGCUGUACGACCGCCUUCGCAAGCACGGAUGCUGGCUAUGCGUCGUAUAUAAGUAUGGGUCGCUGGGCGACAGGAAAGCGGCGGAGUGGCAUGCACAGAACAAGUCGUAUCCGAGCAAGGGGGAGACGCCGGAGGAGCAAAUGCGCCAGAACAUGCGCGAAUUGUACAAAUGGCGAUCCACCGGGUCGGCCAAGGACUUGCUUCAGGCGCACAUCCGGCUAAGUACCAUCGUCCACAACAUCCGGCCACCAGGCACGUCCGGCAGCAUGCUGCAGACGGCCCUCACGCACAUGUACCGCAACCCCGCCAUCCGGCAUUUCCUGUGCUCACUCACGCCCAUCCUCGACGCCUCGCUCCCUCUGUACAACGAUGGGUCCGAUCCCACGAAAACGCGGGGGUUCGGGCGUCAUUACUACGACCGGUGCGCGCUGUUCGCCGUCAGCUCUUGGCGACGCGUGUUUGCGAAAGGAGGUGGGAUCACGCUCUUCGCGAUGAUGCGGAUGCAGUGGGUUAUGGGUGUCAUCGGCUCCAAGGAGUCUUUCCACGGCAUCAAAGAAGUCGAGGAGAUCUGCGACGAAUACGACAAGGCACGCGUGUCCAGGGAUAGGUACCUGCGAAUGAAGCAAGCCCCGCUCAACGCGUCCGAGAAUGCUGCAGCCGACCGGAAGACGGAACUCGCGAUGUACGCCGUCGCGCACGAUUUGGACGAGGUGGAUGGUGCGAUUUCGUCGACGGUCGCCCGGUCGGCCGACCGUCUUCAGCGCGAGUACACGCGCGGCGCGCAGUUGCCCAACUACGAGCUAUGGACCGACGAGAUGCUAGACACCGUCGACCAGUUCGCGACCGACCACCUCGUGGAUGCCGCCUCCCUCGGGGUGCGUUGCAAGCAGGGUUUCUCCAUGAUGAACCAAUACAGCUCUGCGCUCAUCAACCAGCUGCGGUUGAAGGCGGGGGGUGCGCUAGGUCAGGAGGACGAUGAUGAGGAUCUGCUGGCGACGGAAGGAGACCCGCAGACGCCUCGGAGCAAGAAACGCGCUUGGGCUAAGAAACGCGUCAAGGCGCACAAGAAGCAUAUGGAACAUGUCAUUGGCCGUCUCGCAUACGCGUACUACAACUGGACGGUGUUGGAUGAUGCUGAGUUCACGCCGGAGCUGCCGCUGUUGACGUGCCAUGCCAUCUCGCUGGUCGGCGCCCAGGUCGGGAUGUACUCGCGAGGGUGGGAACGGGUUGCGCACAUGUUCGAACCGACGGCGUACUCACCGCAUAUCAAUUCCAACGCGUCGGCGGCCACCAACACCAAGGACAAGGUUGAGGCAGACAAGACGCUCCAUGCGCUGAUGGCGACGGUCAAUACGCCGUACCUCAAGACUGGCUCGGUCCGGGACUUCACGCAGUCCGACAGCGUUCAUUGGGCACUUGCGCGCGAAUUCUUCGGCGAUAGACACACCUUCGUCGCGUUGCUCCAGGACUGCUCUGGUAGCCCGCCGGCAUCCGUCUCGAUGUUCCGUGCCCUGACGCGGGACUCGCUCAGGAUGACCUACAUGCCGCUCACGCAGGACGUCCCCACUGUGGUAUCCAAGGCGGCCAAGUUCACCGUGAAAGGCAACGGCAAGGGGAAGGGGAAGGCGAAGUCAGAGGAGAAGGCGCGCGCGGACUCCAGCGCCCUCGCGCAGGACCAUGACAACGCUGUGAAGCAAUUCGCGGUGUCGCCAGCAGGGACCGUCUUCCCCAAGCUGGACAUCAGGCAGCACGUCAAGAUGUUUUCGUCAAACCUCAGAUGCGUCACCGACGCCAUCGCGAUGAAGACACCUGACCUCCUCCAGGACACCGGUAUCAGUCUUGACACCCCCGCCAUGCGUGCGCUCAUGCACACGACAGCCAGCACGGCGGAGAAGAAGAGCGCCGCCCCCGCUGCGGCUGCCGGUAAGAAAGGGAACGCGUCUGCGGGCCCCGUCGCGGGAUUCACCGCUGACAUCGCUGAGGCGGACACCGUGGAGGGCGUGGGCAGCGUGACCGCUGCGGCUGUGCCCAAGGCUGCGACUCGCGUCUUGGUUCCAAUGGUUGUCUACUUGCUGAACGAGGUCGCCAUUGCGCAACUCCUGUACAACGACCCAGGGUCAAAGUGGUGGUCGAAGCCUAUCGGCGAGUUCCGCGAGAAGUAUCGUCUGCUCAUGGACUCCUUUAUCGACAGGAAUGGGUCUCCGGAUGCGAAACACGCCCACUUCCAGUGGUGGGACCUCGACAAGCCGAAGCCGGAGUGGGAUGCGCACCCUGUCCCGCAGUGGUACGUGGACGGCGAACCGAAUCCGCAGCUCCUUCUGUGGAAGAAAGGGCUGGACCAGAUGGGUCUCGUCCUUACCAAGCAGAAGAACGGUCCUGGCACCCCAUGGCAGAAGGGAAGCGGCGCGGCCGGUGGCAGCGGCGGCGACAAGCCUGGCGAUACGGCCGACAACGCCAUGGACGUUGACGAACUAGCGGACCCAUCAUCGUCGGCGCCAAAGGGAAAGGCGACUGGGAAGGCGAGACGAACGACGGCGGCCA